This is a messenger RNA of Phytomonas sp. EM1, 1191 nucleotides long. The record is from the annotation of a GenBank genome assembly. NCBI's taxonomy places the organism in Eukaryota, Euglenozoa, Kinetoplastea, Trypanosomatida, Trypanosomatidae.
AUGCAGACCAACGCCCCACUGGACCCCGAACGGGAGUCCCUUAUAAGCAAUGUUAUAAAGAAAAUGGUCGAACGGAACGGCAUCAACAACCGACUUCGUAAAAUCGAUGCCGAUACCAAGUUGGUUCAGAAGGAGCUUUUAUUUGUUCAGGACCAAACCCAAGCGCUGUUGAGCAUCGGGCACUAUAUUGGGGAAGUCCUCAAGCGCGUCGACGACGAGCGGUUUAUUGUGAAGAGCAUCAGUGGCGCUCGGCACCUCGUGGGGUUUAAGAAAAGCAUACAGCCGGAGAAGCUCAAGUUCGGGGCGCGGGUGGCGCUGGAGGUGACGACUUUGACCAUCGUCAAACUCCUGCCGCGGGAGGUGGAUCCGCAGGUCUACAGUAUGAAGUACAUGAGCGAUGAAAAGAAUGUCUCCUUCCAGGAAAUCGGCGGCUUACAGGAGCAGAUGCGGCAAAUGCGUGAGGUGAUCGAGCUUCCCCUGACGAAUCCGGAGCUUUUUAUACGGGUUGGCAUCGUCCCGCCGAAAGGGGUGUUGCUGUAUGGUCCACCAGGGACUGGGAAGACGCUGCUCGCCAAGGCCAUCGCCUCGAACGUGGAUGCCGCCUUCCUAAAGGUGGUGGGGUCCGCGAUUGUCGAUAAGUAUAUCGGGGAGUCCGCGCGUAUCGUUCGCGAGAUGUUCGCUUACGCCCGCGAGCAUGAACCGUGUAUUAUCUUUAUCGAUGAGGUAGAUGCCAUUGGCGGCAAGCGUAUCGAAGGGUCGUCGUCCGAUCGUGAGAUCCAGCGUACGUUGAUGGAGCUGCUCAACCAGAUGGAUGGCUUUGAUCAGCUCGGUCGGGUGAAGUUGAUCAUGGCAACAAACCGUCCGGAUACCCUGGAUCCGGCCCUCAUGCGGCCUGGUCGACUUGACCGAAAGAUUGAAAUUAGUCUGCCCAAUGAAGCCGGUAGACUUGAUAUUCUUCGAAUCCAUGCCGCGAAGAUCACCAAGCGCGGUGAGAUCGAUUAUGACAGCGUGGUGAAGCUUUCAGAGGGCUUUAAUGGUGCGGAUCUGCGCAACAUGUGCACGGAGGCGGGUAUGUUCGCGAUUCGUGCGGGUAGGGACUACGUCGAAAGCGACGAUUUUAACAAGGCGGUGCGAAAAGUGGUGGAUAUGAAGCGUCUGGAAGGGCAAGCACAUCAGUACUCUGUACAAUAA